This is a messenger RNA of Ceraceosorus bombacis, 1690 nucleotides long. The record is from the annotation of a GenBank genome assembly. Lineage: Eukaryota; Fungi; Basidiomycota; Exobasidiomycetes; Ceraceosorales; Ceraceosoraceae.
AUGAGCUCUUCGGCUCCGCCACCGUCGGGCGGGUCGAGUGCAGGGUCGUCUAGAGUUUCCGCUGCCAAGGUGGACGCCACGCACCUGGUGCAGACCAAGCUCAAAGUUCCGCACAGAUUCACCACUCAAUCAUUGGACGUGACCGGCAUCUUGGCUCAGCAUGUCGAAUUCCAACAGCUUCCACCUCCCACGGAUCCUUCUUACGCUUCGCGCAAAGCAGGGUUGCGGAAAAGACCGCUCGCAUUGCUGCUGCAUGGCGUCUUGGCACACAAAGACCAGACUUAUCACAAGGGACUUGUAGCCAGGCUGCCUAUCGACAGCUUCAGAUUCGACUUCCGCUCCAAUCACGAGACCCCACCUACUGGGGGGCACAAUGGAGGCUGGGGCAUGGCCAAGUUUGAUGUGAGUCGAUGGGAGGCAUGACAUCGGACAUAGCUUUGCGUCGUGGCUGAUCGACCCGCCAAAUUGAACGCUCAAAGGAAGAUUUAGAUGAUAUGAGGUCCGUCAUCCUUCAUCUCAGGGAGAGGUAUAACUAUCACGUGCACUUGCUCAUCGGUCAUUCACGAGGUGCUCUGGAUGGAUUUGCCUACUACUCCAAGUGGGCGGAGGCUAUGAGACAAGAUCCAGAGGAGCGGAUACCUUACUACGUCAGCUUGAGCGCUCGAUGGAGAAUGCAUGUGAGUGUCUGCUGGGACCCAUCUGCACAUGGGCUGCGCACGACCAUAGGAAGAAGUGACAUGCUGAAGCAGAGCCUCCUUCGUCGUGCUGUGGUUUCACGCGGCAGCGCAUACAUGGUGAGUAUCGUUUCUUGCGAACCACCUUUGUGCAUACUGAUCGCUUCAUCGCCCUCCACGUCAUGCAGAUCGAGACAAUGUUUACUUGCCAGCGUUUGCGAAGGAGGGAAUGUACCGGUGGAAUGUGCGCGUGGCAGGCAAGGAUGUAGAGGUGCAGAUCCGACCUCAAGACGUCGAGCAAUUCGCCAAUUUCCCAAUCGCAGAUCACGUCAGGCGCUUUCCGCUCGAUUCCGAUGCGCUCUUGAUACACGGAACAAGCGAUACGACAGUGCCCACUGCUGAUGUGGCCUACUAUGUCAAUGAAUUGUGAGCUCGAGCAGGUCGCGUCUGAUCAUCGAUCAUGCUCACAUCGCUUGCUCGUUCGUCAGGUCUGCACCCGGCCGAAGAGCAGGAUCGUGCACGCUGUGUGAGUGCAUCGACAUGGCGUUUUCCUUGGAUUUUUAAAGGCUGUGUUUAGCAAAGCGGGUCGUGCUCAUGUUUGGCCACCCCUUUCUGGCAGAUCUGGUCGAGAAUGGCAAUCACAACUUCAACAGCCAAAAGGGCUUGUGAGUGACAGAGUGCGCCCGAGCAUUGUACUCGCAAGCCGCGCACUCCCUCCGCGAGUGAUCGAGAGGCUCAGCGCAACAAUUUGAAUGCUCUUCCUUUGCAGAUACGACGAAGUCAUUGAGCGCAUCACUACUUGGUAUGCCGCACGCACAGGCUCGGGUGCUGAUGGCGCCGCCGCGCGGGCUGGCUUUGCAUCGGGCGUGUCAGCGGCUUCGACAUCAAGCGAGGCGGAGACCGCCGAAGAAGCGCCUGUCCCGACUGACUCUGGCCCUGGAGCAACUACCGAGACGCUUGAGAGCAGCUGGAGGAAAAGCGUCGACGGUGACAAUGCUGGCAAGGGCAAGCUAUGA